AUGAAGAAGUCAAUAGCAUGCGGUGCAUGUCGCUCAUCCAAGCGCAAAUGUAUCCACUCAGGCGGCCCGCCCUGCACGCGUUGUCGCGACCGAGGUGAUGAGUGUAUCUUUCCUCCCAAGGGUACAUCCUUCAUCUUCAGGCGCAGUCGCUUAGAGCGUAUCUCAGCUGAUUGUAGAGAAAAUGACGGCCUCCGUGCGGACCCAACGGCUACGGCAGCCGCGAACCUGGCCACGACUGAUCCGUUUGGGUUCUUGACCGAUGAGGUGAAAAAUAGCUAUCUGAGAUGCUCAUAUAAGUGGUCGUUUCAUCACAUUCCUAAUCUUCUUAUUGCCAUUAGGGAAAGGAGGCUAGACCCAUUACUUAUCUGGGCUAUGCUGGCGAUUACAGUCAGAUUCUCGCAAGCAGCACCAUCAGGAUACGCAACCCAGGUCGAGGCAAGCAAUACGUUUGCUGCACAUGCCAGAACCCAGGUACUAUCUCUAGUUGACCAACCCACAGUCCAUCGCGCCCAGGUUCUGCUCAUGUUGACAGGCCAUUCCUGGGGUGCUGGCGAAGGUAGACGCGCUUGGGUUUAUCUCGGAAUGGCCGUCCGUAUGGCUCAAGUCCUUGGCCUUUUCGAAGAACUACCUCCCUCGACAACUCGCGACGAGUUCAUUGAAGCUGAAGAGAGACGGCGCACAGCUUGGACAUGUUUUCUCAUGGACAGCCUCCUAAGUGGAGGCAAAGGACGCGACAGGAUGCUCUCAGCUGACAACAUGCGUAUACAGCUUCCUUGCGACUCUGAGAGUUUCAACUUCGGCUCAGUAGUCGUCUGUGAGAGGCUAGAUGGAUCGAUAGCGGAUGGAGUAGGAACAGCAAUUGGUAUCCGUGCUCAAGGCAACCUGGGCAUCGUGGCUUACAGCAUGCGCGUGGCCGAUGUCUGGGGAGCUGUGGCCAAAUGGGCUUGUACACGGCACGACAACAACGUUCCUCCAUGGCAACCUCAGUCUGAUUUUCAGAUGCUUCUCGGCCGUCUUGAAAUAUGGAAAAGCUCAUUACCAGAUCGUCUCCGUUACGAGCUUUUUCUCCUGAGAGCACACAGCGUCUCCAACCAGGGCCAAGCCUACUGCUACAUGCACUGCAUCUACUUUAUGAGCGUGAUCUUCCUCUAUCGAUCUUAUCUGCCAGAGGUCGAGAUGCAAAAAGCCAGGAUAGGUGAUAAGGACUGGGAUCAAUGGUCAACAUGGUCUAGCAAAGAGCUUGUCCAAGUUGCCAAGCAAGUGUGCGACAUGCUGCAAGAAAUACGUGCUUUUGGUUUGUAUUUCCUUCGCGGGCUUGUUCCAUGGAUCGGCUUCACUAUCUACACAGCUGUUGGAACGAUGCUCUACUUUUACCACUUUCCUAAUCCCGGAGAUACCGCUAUUGACAUCGACAAGCGACGGGAACAUAUUGUGGAUGGUCUGCUGUUUCUCAAGGAUAUGCGACAAGCGUGGCCAAUGGCUGAUACCUGGCGUGAGAAAAUCAAGGCGAUGCAAAUAUUUUACAGCAAUAUCAAGGCCGAAGGCGACUUGGCAGUGACGCCGAGUGAGAGAAGAGAAAUGCGCAAUGCCAUUAUCGAUUAUGGCGCUCUCCAGCCUGAUCCCGUACGGCAGCCUGACAUCGAGAGCACCGACGAACAAAGCGCAACAGACGGUGAAAACGACCAAGCCACAACUAACACAAGCGUAGAGUUCAUCAACGACCCUAUGAAUUUCAUUGCACCGGCUGAUAUUGACUUGUUUGACACGGAUUUUGCAUUCGGCAGUAAUAUGUAUGCCACGUUUGCCGAUGCUACACAGGGUUUCUGGGAGAGUUUCCCGGGAAGCAUGGAUAUCCAAGGCGAUAUGAAUAUGAAUCUGGAUCAUUAG
This is a messenger RNA of Fusarium venenatum, 1887 nucleotides long. RefSeq names its product fungal-specific transcription factor domain-containing protein. The record is from RefSeq and is a predicted model, not a curated record. Gene Ontology annotation, biological process: regulation of DNA-templated transcription; DNA-templated transcription. NCBI's taxonomy places the organism in Eukaryota, Fungi, Ascomycota, Sordariomycetes, Hypocreales, Nectriaceae. Gene Ontology annotation, molecular function: DNA-binding transcription factor activity, RNA polymerase II-specific; DNA binding; zinc ion binding. Gene Ontology annotation, cellular component: nucleus.